Molecule: messenger RNA, 2097 nt
Organism: Ostreobium quekettii
Lineage: Eukaryota; Viridiplantae; Chlorophyta; Ulvophyceae; Bryopsidales; Ostreobiaceae
Source: the annotation of a GenBank genome assembly
AUGGCCGAGGAGGUGGAAACAUUCGCCUUCCAGGCGGAGAUCAACCAGCUGCUGUCGCUCAUCAUCAACACCUUCUACUCCAACAAGGAGAUCUUCCUGAGGGAGCUGAUUUCGAACUCCUCGGACGCCAUCGACAAGAUUCGCUACCAGAGCCUGACGGACAAGGCCGUGCUGGAGGGGCAGCCGGAGCUGUUCGUGCACAUCGUGCCCGACAAGGCCAACAACACGCUGUCCAUAAUAGACUCCGGGGUGGGCAUGACCAAGGCGGACCUCGUGAACAACCUGGGGACAAUCGCUCGCUCUGGGACCAAGGCCUUCAUGGAGGCCCUUUCCGCGGGCGCCGACGUGUCCAUGAUCGGGCAGUUCGGCGUGGGAUUCUACUCGGCCUACCUGGUGUCGGACAAGGUCACCGUUGUGACCAAGCACCAUGACGACGAGCAGUACAUCUGGGAGAGCCAAGCGGGGGGUUCCUUCACCGUGACGCGCGACACAACGGGAGAAUCUCUUGGUCGCGGCACCAAGAUCACGCUGCACUUGAAGGAGGACCAGCUGGAGUACCUGGAGGAGCGCCGCCUGAAGGAUUUGGUGAAGAAGCACUCGGAGUUCAUCUCCUACCCGAUUUCGCUGUGGACGGAGAAGACGACGGAGAAGGAGGUGUCGGACGACGAGGACGAAGAGGAUGAGGAGAAGGACGAGGAGAAGGUGGAGGAGGUGGAGGAGGGCGGCGAGGCCAAGGAGAAGAAAAAGAAGAAGGUGAAGGAGGUGCACCACGAGUGGAGCCUGGUCAACAAGCAAAAGCCGAUCUGGAUGCGCAGCCCCGACGAGAUCACCAAGGAGGAAUACGCGGCAUUCUACAAGUCGCUGACCAACGACUGGGAGGAGCACCUGCACGUGAAGCACUUCAGCGUGGAGGGCCAGCUGGAGUUCCGGUCGGUGCUGUUCGUGCCCAAGCGCGCGCCGUUCGACCUGUUCGACACCCGCAAGAAGCUGAACAACAUCAAGCUGUACGUGCGCCGCGUGUUCAUCAUGGACAACUGCGAGGAGCUGAUGCCGGAGUACCUCAACUUCGUGAAGGGCAUUGUGGAUUCUGAGGACCUGCCCCUGAACAUUUCCCGCGAGAUGCUGCAGCAGAACAAGAUCCUGAAGGUGAUCCGCAAGAACCUGGUGAAGAAGUGCCUGGAAAUGUUCAGCGAGGUGGCGGAGAACAAGGACGACUACGCCAAGUUGUAUGAGGCCUUCGCGAAGAACCUGAAGCUGGGCAUCCACGAGGACUCUCAAAACAGGGCCAAGCUGGCAGACCUCUUGCGCUACUACUCCACCAAGUCUGGCGACGAGUACACCUCCCUCAAGGACUACGUCACGCGGAUGAAGGAGAAUCAGAAGUCCAUCUACUACAUCACUGGCGAGACGCGCAAGGCUGUGGAGACAUCGCCCUUCAUCGAGGUGUUGAAGAAGAAGGGCUACGAGGUGCUGUUCAUGACGGACCCCAUCGAUGAGUACGCAGUGCAGCAGCUGAAGGAGUACGAGGGCAAGAGCCUGGUGUGCGUGACCAAGGAGGGCCUUAAGCUGGACGACGACGAAGAUGAGAAGAAGAAGCGGGAGGAGCUGGCUGCUCAGUUCGAGCCGCUGUGCAAGCUGAUGAAGGACAUCCUUGGCGACAAGGUCGAGAAGGUGGUGGUGUCGCACAGGAUCGUGGACUCGCCCUGCGUGCUGGUCACGGGCGAAUACGGCUGGUCGGCGAACAUGGAGCGCAUCAUGAAGGCCCAGGCGCUGAGGGACACGUCGAUGUCGUCUUACAUGACGUCCAAGAAGACGCUGGAGAUCAACCCGGAGAAUGCCAUCAUGGGUGAGCUGCAGAAGCGCGCCGAUGCGGACAAGUCUGACAAGACGGUUAAGGACCUGGUGCUGCUCAUGUUCGAGACGGCGCUGCUGACUUCGGGCUUCACGCUGGACGAGCCCAACAUGUUCGGCAGCCGCAUCCAUCGCAUGAUCAAGCUGGGCCUGUCCAUUGACGAGGACGAGGAGCUUGUGGACGCGGACCUGCCAGACCUCGAGGAGGAGGCAGACGAGGGGUCCCGUAUGGAGGAGGUGGACUAA